UCUUCCGCUUUCUCUUCGAAAUUUAAAAGCAGUAUUGCACGUUUCUGGCUUCAAAGAGUGCCUCUCCUUUCCACUCGGAGCUCUUGUCGCACAUCCUUAGGGCUCAAGGAAGGUAACCAUAUCAGGAAGGGCUGAAAGAAUGGGUCUGUUUGGAAAGGAACCUGAAAAAAGCCCGCGCGAGCAGGUGAGAGAGUGGAGAACCAAACUGAGGCGAGAAACGAGAACUCUGGACAAGCAGAUCCGCUCCAUACAAGGAGAAGAAGCAAAGGUGAAGAAAUCACUGAAGGAUGCAGCUAAGAAAGGCCAAAAAGACGUUUGUAAUAUCCUUGCCAAGGAGAUGGUUCGAUCACGCAAGGCUGUGAACAAGAUCUACGCAUCAAAGGCUCAGAUCAACUCUGUGAUGAUGCAGAUGCAGAAUCAGCUGGCCACACAACGUAUGGCUGGUGCGAUGGCGAAGAGCACGGAAGUGAUGCAGUCCAUGAAUCAGUUGAUGAGAGUGCCGGAGAUUGCAGCUGUCAUGCGUGAACUCUCCAAGGAGAUGACGAAGGCUGGUAUCAUUGAGGAAAUGAUGGAUGACGCAUUCGAAUCUGCAUUGGGUGAUGAGGACGAGGAGGAGGCUGCUGAGGCUGAGGUGGACAAGAUCCUCUUUGAGGUUACCAAUGGUAUUCUGGGCCAAGCAGGACCUGUGGAAGACAACCCCCUGCCCGCGCCAGCAGCUGCUGCCGCCGCUGCUACCGCUGCAUCAGACGAGGAGGAGGAUGACGAGAUGCGGGCUCGCCUGGAGGCCCUACGCAGCUAAGUACAGUUGGGUUUCUGAGAGUGGGCGCUUCACUGGGAAUGUGCUUGCGUCGCCCCUGGUUCUUUCGUGUUGAUUCUCCCGGCCAUAGAUUCUCGGUCUGAAAGACGUUGGACGUUGGGAAAGAGAGAGAGGGGGGAGAAUAGGCAACUUGGCGUUUUACUUGUUGCUGUACAUACCCUGUAUAUAUCGCCGUCAAGCUGUAUUUUCUGCUCUUGAUUGUCAUGUUGUUAUUUCCUUGAUUAUAUCUACAAGUACCUCCUUUUUAACACCUUGCAGUCAACUUUCUAUGCAUCUUCCCAGCCCUGCUUUGCUCCAGUAGAUGUCGAGCAAUAGUCGAUGUCUGAUUCGCUUGUUUGGUGGCAACUUUCCUGAGCUGUACAUUAUUGCUGCUUAAAUAAGUUGUGCAUUCUUUGAUGGUGCUGCUACAACUGCUACUGUUUAUUUUGUUUAUUUUUUUCCUCGUUUGCAUUGGGCUGUGCCUGCUAUAUGAUUGUCUUGUUUUGUGUCUACCACUUUUAAAGGUUUGUAGUCUAUAGGAAGCCUCCUCCAGGGGGGCAUAUGUUGUACUGACUUGUACAUGAAAUGUAACAACUAUCAGUCCGUGUUUUACGUUUGCACUCUUCUUCCACAGGCUGGAAGGUGUGCCUUGCUUUGCUGCUCCUUGUCCUUGCCUUGCUGCCCCUUGUCUCUAUUGUUGCUUAGUGGUCUCAUUUGAAUGCUUUGCUUUUGCUACCAGUAUACCUAGUACCUCAUAAAUGAACAUUUGCCUGUGCACGAAUGGCAAUUUACUCCGUAUAUAUUAAAUCAGGGCAGUCUUGUCUGACUAUAGUUGAGAACAUAAUCAGCAUGCCCUGCACAAGCCAUGAACAUGGGCAUGCCCGUGAUAGUAGGGAGGUUUCGCUCGACGUAAUUACAUAUGAAAAUAACGUAGGAACUGCACGUAAUACAAUUACUCUAGACACUCUAGAUACUAGAUACUCGGUACUCUAGAUACUAGAUACUCUAACAAUUUUAUCAAACAUUAUGAUAAUUACCACAUCAAAUGCUGCGGAGACCUAUCCAGAAUCGGCGAUAUGCUGGCCCUGGCCUGGAGAUCUGCAACUAUAAUCAGCUUCUACUUUGCAACACUAACGGAUUAGUCCCCUUUGUCGAUUGAUGGAUCAAUCGGUAGAUUCGGCUCUGUUUUUCUUUCCUUUCUUUCUUGUUUUGAAUUGUACGUUGAACUCAUUGGAUUUCUUUGUAUUCUGUAUCUCGUUAUCGUUAUCGUUAGAUUUCCCUCUAGCCCUCUCGCUUAGGAUGAGCUUUCUUUUUUAUGGCAGCUUAAGCUUUAUGCAGGUUGAUGCCAACGUUGCAACGCGAACAAGCAAAAUAAUAAUAAUAAUAAUACUGCACGUAAUACGUGAAAAUCA
This is a messenger RNA of Sycon ciliatum, 2208 nucleotides long. RefSeq names its product charged multivesicular body protein 3-like. The record is from RefSeq and is a predicted model, not a curated record. Gene Ontology annotation, biological process: endosome transport via multivesicular body sorting pathway; late endosome to vacuole transport; protein transport. Gene Ontology annotation, cellular component: multivesicular body; ESCRT III complex. The coding region runs from base 140 to 799 and encodes 219 amino acids. Lineage: Eukaryota; Metazoa; Porifera; Calcarea; Leucosolenida; Sycettidae. The transcript has 7 exons.